AUGUAAGUUAAUAAAAAGAAGUGUAUUUUUUGUGAGAAACUUAAAAGUGAUGGAUCUUUUCAAUUAAUUCUUAAAAGAGCUCUGUUUUGUAGAUAUUCUCAAUCACAGAAUUUAAUUUACUAAAAAGACAUAAAUGAUAUCCUCGAUGACAAUUAAACAAAAUAUACAAUUGAAUACAAAGAUAAUUUGGAUUUGAUUAAAGAAAAUGAAUAUAUGAAAAGGUAUCUCAAUUAUUUGAAUACAGAUUUUAUCGUUUUUUUGAAAGUGACGAUCGAUUGCCAUCUUUAUUUGAGUAUUAUAAAUACCAUAUAAAUAUUCCUCGUAACUUUUACUCGAAAUUAAUAAAUAAACGUAUGGAAAAGAAUAGAGACCUACGUUAUAAUAAAAUAAAAUAAGAACUAGGUCUUCUUGAAGAAAUUAAGAAUGAUCCAUCUCCAAAAAAGAAAGACACUUCUGAAGAUUAAUCUGUAAGUUAGAUGAAGAAUCUUCUAAAAGAUCUUAAUAUUCAAUCAACAUAAACAGAUAUCUCUAGAGUAAGUAAUACUACUAUCUUAAAAGAUUUAGUUAAAAUGAUUGGAAAUUAAAAUUAAAAAUCUAAGCCUUUCUAAAUCUUCAAUUACAAUAAACUUAUCUUCAAAUCCCUUAAUCCAUUGAUUGAAGCUUAAAAAUUAUAAUUAAAAAAAGUAGAACCUAAAUUAUAAAAUAAAAAUUAAGAUAUAAUUAAAUUAACUAAGCAACCACCAUUAACUGAUAGAUAUCCUAAAUCUAAUUUAUUAUCCAGAUAAUCAUCAUAAUCCAAAAUUAAAAUUGAAGUAUAAACUAUUAAAAGACCACCUUAAUUAAAAUAAAGAUAAGGUUCAUUAGGAAAUAUUGAACUUACUAAAUCUUGUUAAACAACUUCUAGAAAUAAUCAAUAAUAAAAUGAAUUACUCUUUGAAUUAGCUAAGAAAGUAUUUUCAACUAAAAUUCCUUUAAAUAAUAAUCUUUAAUCAAAAAAGAAAUCAAAUUAAUAAUAAAAUAAUAACUUUUUUGUUAAUGGGAGAUCUAAUAUUUAAGGAAGCUUAAAAAAUCUAGAAGAUUUAAAAUCAUCUAUGAGAAGUUUAAAUGUUCCUCAUAAAACUUAAAAUAAAUUGAUUAAAUCUCAUCAAGGCACUCCAAAUUAUUAAAAAAAAUGA
Paramecium sonneborni is the source of this 1175-nucleotide messenger RNA. Lineage: Eukaryota; Ciliophora; Oligohymenophorea; Peniculida; Parameciidae. The record is from the annotation of a GenBank genome assembly.